Messenger RNA from Alnus glutinosa, 1227 nucleotides. Its product is annotated as protein neprosin-like. NCBI's taxonomy places the organism in Eukaryota, Viridiplantae, Streptophyta, Magnoliopsida, Fagales, Betulaceae. Bases 1 to 1227 code for a protein of 408 amino acids. The transcript has 7 exons. The record is from RefSeq and is a predicted model, not a curated record.
AUGGCCAAAACCAAACUAAGAUCAUGCAUAUUUUGCUUGCUAGCCGUGUGUUAUGUGCUGAGUGAUAGAUUUGUUGGUGGAAGGAGGAUUGGUACCAUGGAAAGCAAAAGGUUAUUUCGGCAUAAAGGAACUGUCAAAACUAUUGAGGUCAUAACGAGCUUGCUUUUCCAAGGUCUAGUAAAAUAUUUGCAGGGUAAGGAUGGUGACGUUAUAGAUUGUGUAGAUAUCUAUCAACAACCUGCUUUUGACCAUCCGUUACUCAAGAAUCAUACUAUACAGAUGGAACCCAGUUCCAUUAAUCCAAAUGUAACAAACGAAGAAUUCUAUGAUGCCGAGCUGUUUCAAGGUUUGCAUGAGAAUGAGGAAUAUUGCCCUGAAGGAACAAUCCCAAUUAGACAUGCCCGAGAGGAUGAAUAUUAUGCAAAUCGGGCUAUACCUCCAGCUGCUCGUCGGAAAAACCUUAAUGUCCGUGUUAAUUAUGAUACUAAUGGUCAUGAGUACGCUGGAGCUAGUGUGAGUGGUGGCAACUACCUUGGAGCACGUGCAUUUCUUAACGUAUGGAACCCUGCGACAAAUGAUGGAGAUAUUAGCAUUGCUCAAGUAGGGCUUAGAUCAGGUCCUUCAGACCUACUAAACACCAUUGAAGCUGGAUGGAUGGUUAAUUCGCGAGACAAUGAACCCAAGUUAUUUAUAUACUGGACUCGUGAUGGAUACAAAACAACUGGGUGCUACAAUCUCGACUGUGCUGGUUUCGUGCAAGUAAAUCGUAUAUUUGCACUUGGUUCUCCCUUAAAGCCUGUCUCAAGCUACAACGCGAAGCAAUACACGAUAAGGAUAAGCAUAUACAAGAAUAAUGGAAAUUGGUGGCUACAAGUGAAAGACCAGGUACUUGGAUACUGGCCUAGCUCCAUCUUCACAGAUUUAGCAACCAGUGCUAGCACAGUCAGCUGGGAUGGAGAGAUUUAUGACUCAGGGCAACAGGCUCAUCACACAACAACUCAAAUGGGGAGUGGACAUUUUCCGAGUGAAGGCUUUGGAAAAGCAACUUACUUUCGCAAUAUUCAAUACAUGGAUGACAAUGGAAAAUUCAAUGACGUUGAGACGGGACUGGAACCAUAUGCAACAAAAUCUGAGUGCUAUGAUAUACGUGUAGCAGUCCAUAAGAUAAGAGGCUUUGGAACCCAUUUAUAUUUUGGGGGUCCUGGGUAUUCAGCAACAUGUCCUUAG